AUGAAGUUUGCCGCUGCCGUUUCCGCCCUCGCCACUAUGGCCUCCGCCGCAGCGGUGGCCAAGCAAGCCUCGCCUCUCGAUGUAAAGAUCGAGAUGGUUGGAAACAGUGGCGUCAAGGCUACAGUCACCAAUACCGGCAGUGAGGACCUCAAAAUCUUCAAGACUGGCUCCAUCCUUGACAAGACCCCAACCGAGAAAGUCAAGAUCACUCAGGGCAAAUCGAGGGUCGCUUUCAACGGCGUCCGCCUUCGCGUCAUGAAGAGCGGACUCCAGGAGUCCUCCUUCCAAGUUAUCCCCGCUGGCAAGACCAUCGAGCACACGUUCGAUGCCGCUGAGCUACACGAUCUCAGUGCUGGAGGUGCUGUCAGCAUGGUCUCCAAGGGUGCCCUGCAGUACGCCAAGGCCGGAAGCACCCAGAUCAUCGGCUCUGUGCCUUACUCCAGCAACCUGCUGUCGGCCACCGUCGACGGCGUCGCUGCGUCUAAGAUCUUCAAGGCCUACCACGCCAAGGCCAAGCGCCAGGCUGUCCAGGAUGACUGUUCAUCCUCCCAGGCGAGCGCCACGUCGGAAGCUAUCAACACCUGCGCCGAGCUCGCUGCAGAGGCUGCGUCCGUUGCGGAGUCUGACGAUGAUAAGCUCGCCGAGUACUUUAAGAACGCGGAUUCCUCAACCCGUUCAACCGUCGUCAGCGUCUUUAAUGCCGCUGCCUCCGAGUGUGGUAGCACUAGCUCCGGCGCUCCUUACUACUGCUCAGACGUCUACGAUGCCUGUGAACCCGGUGUCAUUGCCUACACUCUGCCUUCCGAAGAAUAUAUGGUCAACUGCCCUAUCUUCUUCUCCGACUUGUCCCCCGCCAGCAGCUCAUGCCACGACCAAGACCAAUGGUCUACUGUCCUCCACGAGACCACCCACCUCCUCUCCGUGGCUGGCACUGACGACUACGGCGGAUACGGCUACGACUUCGUCCAGAGCCUCUCCUCCGAGGAGAACCUGAGCCACGCUGACACUUAUGCUCUCUUCGCCCAAUCUCUCUACGCGGGCUGCUAA
This is a messenger RNA of Xylaria bambusicola, 1047 nucleotides long. Its product is annotated as neutral protease. Gene Ontology annotation, biological process: proteolysis. The transcript is spliced from 3 exons. The coding region runs from base 1 to 1047 and encodes 348 amino acids. Gene Ontology annotation, molecular function: metalloendopeptidase activity. The record is from RefSeq and is a predicted model, not a curated record. Lineage: Eukaryota; Fungi; Ascomycota; Sordariomycetes; Xylariales; Xylariaceae.